Closterium sp. Naga37s-1 is the source of this 945-nucleotide messenger RNA. The record is from the annotation of a GenBank genome assembly. NCBI's taxonomy places the organism in Eukaryota, Viridiplantae, Streptophyta, Zygnematophyceae, Desmidiales, Closteriaceae.
AUGUCUGCGCUGGCAUCCGUCCCUUUCACAGCUGUCAACUCAAUUUCUGCGCUCUUUUCUUGGUUCUUUUGUUCUGGUUCCUCUCGACUCGACAAGCACACCUGCUCUGCUCUUAUUCCUCUUCCUUCCCCCCACCCCAAUUUCUCGCCAGUUCUCCCACCCAGCCGUCGCUCUCGCUCCCAUCCCGCCGUAUCCUCUCCCUCACUACCCGCCUUCACCUCUCCUAUUCACCUCACAGUCACUCAGUCCCACACCGCGAUCUCCUCUUCCUUACUUCCCCAUCGUCGCCUCUCCCUCCUCCCCGUCGUCGCCUCUCCCUCCUCCCCGUCGUCGCCUCUCCCUCCUCCCCGUCGUCGCCUCUCCCUCCUCCCCGUCGUCGCCUCUCCCUCCUCCCCGUCGUCGCAUCUCCCUCCUCCCCGUCGUCGCCUCUCCCUCCUCCCCGCCGUCGCCUCUCCCUCCUCCCCGCCGUCGCCUCUCCCUCCUCCCUGUCGUCGCCUCUCCCUCCUCCCCGCCGUCGCCUCUCCCUCCUCCCUGCCGUCGCCUCUCCCUCCUCCCCGUCGUCGCCUCUCCCUCCUCCCCGCCGUCACCUCUCCCUCCUCCCCGCCGUCGCCGCUCCAUCCUCCCCGCCGUCGCCGCUCCUUCCUCCCCGCCGUCGCCUCUCCCUCCUCCCCGCCGUCCCCUCUCCCUCCACGCGGUUGCCUCUCCCUCCUCCCCGCCGUCGCCGCUCCCUCCUCCCCGCCGUCGCCUCUCCCUCCUCCCCGCCGUCGCCUCUUCCUCCUCCCCGCCGUCGCCUCCGGCGACAGGGAGUUCAAGCUGCAGCCUUUGUUUCUUGCGGAGAAAAGGGAUGGGGAGAAGGGAGAUGAGGGAAAUGAGGGAGGGAGGGAGGGAGGGAGGGAGGGAGGGAGGGAGGGAGGGAGGGAGGGAGGGGAACGGGGGACAGGAUAG